AUGAAGUUAGCUGGACUAUUUAUUUUACAGGUUUUUGCAUUGGUGAAGCUGGUUUGCUCUCAUCCUAUAGAUAAUACAGAUGAAAUAAAGCUGAAUAAAGAUUUUUCUUUGACCAAUGUCUUGAAUAUGAAAAAAAUACCAGACGUUUGGGAUGUCCAAGGUUCUUCUGUAUUGGAAGAAGGUAGAAUAAUUCUGACUCCAAAGGAGAGUACUAAAGGUAGUUUGUGGCAUAAAACUUCUUAUCCACUGGGAGAUUCUUUCACAAUUGAAUGGACUUUUAGAAGUGUUAACCAUGUAGGAAAAUCAGAAGGUGGGUUAUCUUUUUGGUUUAUUACCGGUGCUCAAAAGGAUGAUCAGGCUUUAUUCAAUGGACCAUCAACUUAUGAUGGUUUGCAAUUAUUAGUUGACAACAACGGUCCGGUCAGUCCAAGUAUUCGUGCAAUUUUAAAUGACGGUUCUAAACCAGUUCCUAAAGCUGAUUUGUAUGACAAAACAUUUGCUUAUUGUUUAAUGGGUUAUCAAGAUUCUUCAGUUCCUUCUACUUUGCGUUUAACUUACGAUAGAAAUGAUAACAAUCUAUUAAAAUUACAAGUUGAUAACAGAGUUUGUUUCCAAACUAGAAAAGUUCAAAUCCCUAAGGGUAAUUACCGUAUUGGUGUUACUGCUGAUAAUGGCAACACACCUGAACAUUUUGAAUUAUUUAAGAUGAAAACGUUCGAUGGUGUUAUUGAGGAUUCUUAUAUUCCAAAUGUCAACAGUAUGCCCCAACCAAAGAUGAUCACUAAAGUUAUCGAUAAAGAUACCGGUGCUGAGAAGCUAGUUGAAAAGACUGCUUUUGAUGCAGAAACUGAAAAGAUUUCAAACUAUGAAAUUUAUAGAAAAUUGGAUAGGGUCGAAGGUAAAGUUUUGGCAAACGACAUUCAUGAAUUGGAAACCCAAAUCGUCGCCUUAAUGAAGGGACAAGAAGACAUAUUGAAACAAGUCGGUCAUUUAACUCAGGCAUUGAGUAACAGAUUACAGUCUCAAGAUGGUGAAUCAAAGACUCAAGUUGACAUGGAAAGUUUUAAUGACUUUAUUGGUUUGAAUGAAAAAUUGGAAGUCUUGUUAGAAGAAUCACAAAAACUAAGAGAAGCUUCUAAACGUACAGGACAAAGUGGCACUCAUAUUGAUGAAAUAGUUCGUAAAUUGACAAUUUGGAUAAUCCCAUUAAUAUUCAUAAUGUCAGUUAUGGCAUAUUACACUUUCAGAAUAAGACAAGAAAUCAUCAAAACCAAACUAUUGUAA
Messenger RNA from Vanderwaltozyma polyspora DSM 70294, 1284 nucleotides. It is a transcript of the gene EMP47, whose product is annotated as Emp47p. Bases 1 to 1284 code for a protein of 427 amino acids. The transcript has a single exon. Gene Ontology annotation, molecular function: D-mannose binding. The record is from RefSeq and is a predicted model, not a curated record. Gene Ontology annotation, cellular component: endoplasmic reticulum-Golgi intermediate compartment; Golgi membrane; endoplasmic reticulum membrane. NCBI's taxonomy places the organism in Eukaryota, Fungi, Ascomycota, Saccharomycetes, Saccharomycetales, Saccharomycetaceae. Gene Ontology annotation, biological process: Golgi organization; endoplasmic reticulum to Golgi vesicle-mediated transport; endoplasmic reticulum organization.